This is a messenger RNA of Notodromas monacha, 1043 nucleotides long. The record is from the annotation of a GenBank genome assembly. Lineage: Eukaryota; Metazoa; Arthropoda; Ostracoda; Podocopida; Cyprididae.
AGUUCGCAGGGAAACAAAGAGAGGAAUCGGCGGAAUUCGAUUUGAAGUGAAGUGUUCAUUGUCAAUUAUGACUUCUGGGAGUGCACGACACAACGCGGAUGAAUUGUUGGGCUUGUUUUCGGGCGAUCCGCAUUAUGCAAUGUUGGCCAAUUUCCGGAUUGAUAAAAAGAUAGGCAAAGGCCAGUUUUCCGUGGUCUAUCGAGCUGAACAUGUGGAUGGUAAAGUAGUGGCCUUGAAGAAAGUUCAAAUCUUUGAAAUGAUGGACGCAAAGGCUCGGGAAGACUGCAUGAAGGAGAUAAAGCUGCUCCAAUCGUCAAAUUCCGAGCUGAACAUUGUUUUAGAGUUGGCUGAUGCUGGGGAUUUGAGUCGAAUGAUCAAACAUUUCAAGAAGCACGAACGCCUCAUUCCCGAAAGAACCAUUUGGAAGUAUUUUGUGCAAUUAUGUAGCGCUUUGGACCACAUGCACUCAAAACGCAUCAUGCACCGCGAUAUCAAACCAGCUAAUGUGUUCAUCACGGCUCAGGGAGUGGUGAAACUGGGUGACCUGGGACUGGGUCGGUUCUUCAGUUCGAAAACAACGGCAGCUCACUCCUUGGUCGGUACACCGUACUACAUGAGCCCCGAGAGAAUCCACGAGCAGGGCUACAACUUCAAGAGCGAUAUCUGGUCACUUGGUUGCCUGCUUUAUGAGAUGGCAGCACUGCAGUCCCCGUUUUACGGCGACAGGAUGAAUUUGGUUUCCUUGUGCAAGAAAAUCGUCAAUUGUGAAUAUCCUCCGCUGCCUGCAGAAUACUACUCGGAAGAGCUUCGUAAAUUGGUCGCCUCCUGCAUCGACCCAAAUCCUGAGAAACGACCUGACAUCAAAUACGUCUACGAUGUUGCGAGAGAGAUGCACAGUCGUACCCAGCCUCCAGGUUCUGCAGCUUCAGCUAUGUCAAUUAUGUCACACGGGUCGACGAUGGCAUCGGAUGCUGACGAGAGCAACACCGACAGCCUCCGAAAGCUGAAACUGAAUGACUGACGACGCGCCAGCCCCAGGAGUC